AUGGAGCUUUUCAAGCAUGUGGAAGCCAGUGGCACCUUCGAGGGUGUCGUCGACGGUAUGAUGGUCAACUCGGUGCCAAUGAUGAAAGCUCCUAACAAAGAAGUAUAUCGACGACUGGCAAAUGGAACCAUGGAAUUCGCCAAACGCACAGCCAAUCACGAUGCCCUUCACGAUGCUAUGGGUAUUCUGAGAGACUUCAAGGACCUGGCGACCAAUGGACCUCAGCGAAUUCGUGGGCUUAUACUUCUCUGGCAGGCCCAUUUAUUGAGGUUCGUUUGGAAGACCUGGAUAGAAGACCUGGAUGCAUGCGAUAUGUACUUCGUGGAGGAGAUGGCCGACCAAACUCGGCGUCAGGUAUUCUGGGAAGUUUUCCCCGGAGCGAUACAAACCGAAGAUUUUCGCAUUCUUCCCUCCCCGCUCCACGACGCUCAUCAACUCCUCGCGAAGCACGUUAAAUCAAUAGACCGAAUCGCCCUCGACAUUUUGAUAACCUCGGGCUGCAAAGCUCUCAGUGAUUCCGAAGAUUCUUCCGGGGACAUCGCAUUGCUUUUAGGGCGUGCUCAUGUUGUACGAUACAUAUGCUGUUGCAGCUUGGCUGACCUAGACUCGGCCGAUACGUACUUCCAAAGGGCGAGAGAGGUGGCAGGAAGUAGUUCCCCUUCGGGAUACGCUGCCUUGGCUUCGUACUCCCAUACCUCGUGGCUCCGCUUCCUCAAGGAUGGAACAUUGGACGGCAUGCUGGAUGCAAAGCAGCAGCUCAACGACAUGAACACGGUCGCGCAGGUGUACGAGGGGAAUACGACCACGCUCGACCUCAGAAUUUCGCACUUUAAAAGGUUGCUACACAUGCGCCCUUUCCCUCACCCCUGCCGUGCUGCAUGCCUCAACGACCUCGGAACCUCCCUCCACGAUAGCUUUGAGCUGACUGCAAAUGUAGAUCACCUCGAGGAGUCCAUUCAAUGCCACCAAGAGUCGCUUCAACUGAAGCCAGCACCUCAUCCAACUCGGUUCCUCUCACUCAACAAUCUCGCGGCUUCCUUGCAAAGUCGGUUCAGGAUCAAAGGCUCAGCCAAAGACCUCAGAGACAGUGUCACCUACAGCACAGAGUCAUUCGAACUCGUCCCCACUUCCAACCCCAAGCGCCCGCUUCUCGCUCUACAACUAGCAGGUUUCCUUAAUGCAAGUUUCCGGUACACCGGUGACCACCACGACCUGGACCAAAGCAUAUCUUUCUCGAAAGUGGCACUCGAUUGCGUAACGGCUACCCAUAAAGAUCGACCCAUGGUCCUGUGCCAGCUUGCGGAAUCGCUUUGGACCCGAUUCGAACACAGGGGUGAUCCGAACGAUUUGGAAGAUAGCGUCGAGUAUAGCCGACAAUCGCUAGCGAUAACACAGGAGUCCCAUCCCCUUCGCUUCCGCUCACUCGAGACAGCUGCACAUGGUCUCUACAUCCGCUUCAAGUACCAAGGGGAUCGACAAGACCUCGAACGCUGUAUCAAGCUUGCUCGAGAAUCGCUGGCACUGCGACCACCGACCGCUGGCGACAAUCGCAGUCACACGCUCAACAACCUAGCCAACUUCCUCUGCAGUCGCUUCAAGUGCCACGGAGACCUCGGAAAUAUUGAUGAAGCUGUCUCUUUGAACGAGCAGUGCCUCAAAUGGAGAGAGAAUCCUCACCCGGACCGCUCCCAAACACUCAACAACCUCGCCUCGGCUCUCAUGAUCCGGUUCAACCAGACGGGCAGAGUGGUGGACUUGGAGAGAAGUAUUACACUUCUUCAGGAAGCGCUAAAACUCAGAGCACCUCCUCAUCCUGGGCGCUCAGCAACGUUGAACAACCUGUCAAAUUGCCUGUUCGAUCGCUACAACUAUAACGGAGACAAGAACGAUCUCGAGGCAUCUAUAUCCCUCAGCGAAGAAUCCCUUCGCCUGCGACCUUCUGGUAAUCCCGGUCGCUCAAUUCCACUUAACGACUUGGCCAGUUCCCUUCUGACCAAGGCCCUUCAGUACGACAGUGCAGAAUGCCUGGAGGAGUGCCUUUCCCAUUGUUUCGAGUGCCUCACCUUGGUUCCAUACCCUCACCAAGACCGUCCCAAGGUCUUAAAUACCCUGUCUUCGGCACUCGCUACGCGCUUCAAGUACAAGGGUGACGUUUCAGAUCUCGAAAAAAGCAUUCAAUUUGGCCAGGAAGCCCUCACCUACAUGACCCCCACUGAUCCAAACCAUCCCAUCCAAAUCAGUAAUCUUUCAUUCAACCUCGUUACAUUGUCGACUCAGGAGGGGAGAGAUCAUGCGUUAGGCGACAGUAUCGCCCAUUGUGAGAAGUCUCUCGCAAUAGUUCUCUCUCCCCAUCCUCAUCGAGCCCAGCUUCUCGGCGCUCUUGGAAAUGCACUGACAGCGAGAUACAGGCGAUCUGGCGUACAAACGGAUUUGGACAAAGCGCUCGAGCUUUUCCAAGCGGCUGCCCAAUACGAGACAUCACCGUUGCUCGAACGAUUAUCCCACACGAAAGCCUGGAUCUCAAUUAGUCGCCCGCAGAACCAAGCGGAAGCAGCGUACCGACACGCCAUUCAUCUUCUCCCUCUUCUGGCCUCGCUCGAUCUUUCUUUGGAGCAACGCCAGAAUGUCCUCGCCAAUGUGAAGGACCUGUCAAGAGAUGCCGUACAGUACGCCAUACAAACCAAGCAGCUCGAAACCGCCAUUGUCUUCCUGUCCACCGCCCGUUCCAUCUUCUGGUCCCAAGCCUUAAAGCUUCGCACUCCAACAGACCGACUCGAUGCCGUUGAUCCUUCUCUUGCCCGAGAGCUGCGAGAGGUAACACGGAGUUUGGAGAUGGCGGCCCACAGAACCACCACUCAGGCGCGCUUGGAUGACUCUCUCCAUUCACUUGCAAAACGGAGGGAGGAGAUCCUUGCUCGCAUCCGAAGGCUUGAUGGCUUUCAAGAUUUCCUACUUCCUCCCUCUUUUUCCGCACUUCGAGACGCCGCCGGCAAUGGGCCCGUAAUCUUCCUCAAUGCAAGUCAGCAUGGUUGCGACGGAGUGGUUAUGCUCCCCGAUGGAACCAUGAAACAUGUUCCCCUCGAAAUUCCCUACGACAUGGUGAUCGUCUUCAAGGACUCCAUCCAGCGACUGUCUCAAGGACACCGAGUACCUACUGAGCUGCGCACCAUUUGCGACCAGUUCGAGGAAAGGAAUCCUCGUCUCAAAAUGAGUCGACAGGACCGGGAUCGCAAGACAGCUGAUGAUGAUUUCAAGGUCUUCCUGACCCUUGUAUGGGUUGCCAUCGUUCGACCUGCGAUUAAUGUACUCCAGCUCGAAAGGACCAGCUCACCAACACGAGUAUGGUGGUGUCCCACUGGUCCAUUCGCAUUCAUUCCCAUCCACGCCGCCGGCUUCUACUUGGAUGUCGAGGGCUAUGACCAGGAGGUCUUAUCUGACUUCGUAAUUUCCUCUUACUGUUCGUCACCUCAGGACCUUCUACAGACCGUGUCACAUGUUUCACCCGACGCCAAAAUGCUCGUCGUCCUUGAACCUGAGAAGACUCAGCCAGGGGUGAGCGGUCUCCCAAAUACCACCCUCGAGCUGGCCAAGAUCCGAGCUCACAUCCCUUCCGACAUCCACCUGGCCACGCAUAUCGGCUCCGUUCAAGAGCGAACAAGCCCGGAGACAGUCAUCAACGACAUUCAAACGUCAUCCUUCGUUCACUUUGGCUGUCACGGUGUGCAAGACCUUUUGAAUCCCCUAGAAAGCGCCCUCAUCUUGAGUGGCGGGAGCCUCACAAUUUCGAGGAUCAUCCGCGAAUGCCAAGCUUCGAACGCAUCCCUCGCUUUCCUCAGUGCGUGCGAGACCACGAUGGGGGAUGAGCAGAGACCAGAUGAGGCUUUGUCUCUGGCUGCAACCAUGAUGUUCGCGGGAUUUAGGGGCGUGGUUGGAACGAUGUGGUCCAUCCACGACGAAGAUGCACCCAUCGUUGCUAAUUCGUUCUACAGACAUCUCUUCCGGAAUGGAGACGCCUGCCCUCCAAUUGCGACAGAUGCAGCUGAGGGCCUGCACCUGGCCAUAAAGGAGCUGAGAGAGUUGGGGAAGCCGUUCUCGCGUUGGGUGCCAUUCGUUCACUUUGGGUGUUAG
Molecule: messenger RNA, 4128 nt
Organism: Coprinopsis cinerea okayama7#130
Lineage: Eukaryota; Fungi; Basidiomycota; Agaricomycetes; Agaricales; Psathyrellaceae
Exons: 5
Coding region: 1-4128 (1375 amino acids)
Molecular function (GO): protein binding
Source: RefSeq, a predicted model, not a curated record